ACGACAUUGCCCACCAGGUCACUCUGCUCGAGCAGCGCACCAAACAGCUUCGACGAUGAGGUACGCCAGGCGCUUGCUAACAAGCAGCGCACCCUGGCCAUGUCCAAGCUCAAGAUGAAGCAUUUUAUUGAAUCCGGCCCGCUGGCCAAGCGCCUUGAUGCGCUGGAGCAGAUCUCCCAGGUCGUCCUGCAGCUGCAGCAGACCCACUCAGGAUAUCCAGCUCAUCCAGGCGUUCGAGGCCGGCACCCGCUCAUUGCAGAGCCUCAACCAGAUCGCCGGCAAGCACGAUCCGGACGCUAUUUUCGAUCAGUGGAAGGACGAGGUCCUGAAGGCUAACGAGCUUGAAUCUGCGCUGGCCGCUAACCAGUUGGUACCCGAUGAGGGCGAGGACGUGCAGAGCGACCUGGAGGCUGAGCUCGAUGCCCUGGUGCGCGAGCAGGAGGAGGUGUCCCAGGAGGAUCUGGAGCUCAGCGCUGCCUUUGGCCGUGCAUCUAUCUCUGACGAAGCCCAAAGCUUCUCCACCCGCCAAGGGCUCCCCAGCCAAACGACCCUCGCCCGCCAUCAGUGCUGACGCCGUACCUGAGAAUGAGGAGCUCCCUAGCAGAGUGCUUCUCGCAGAGGAGUAAACCUCUCAGUCCUUACCCUAAGCGCCUUCCUUUACACAUACUGUCGUUUUUAUUGUCAUUAAAGCGGAGUGUACUAAGAGAUCGGAUGGGCGUUUCUCUUAAAGGAAGGGUGCAUUACGCUCCUCUUGCUGCAGCCGGGACAGUGAGACAC
Molecule: messenger RNA, 777 nt
Organism: Linderina pennispora
Lineage: Eukaryota; Fungi; Kickxellomycota; Kickxellomycetes; Kickxellales; Kickxellaceae
Exons: 1
Coding region: 158-571 (137 amino acids)
Source: RefSeq, a predicted model, not a curated record